Messenger RNA from Enhydra lutris kenyoni (northern sea otter), 921 nucleotides. RefSeq names its product WD repeat domain 38. The coding region runs from base 1 to 891 and encodes 296 amino acids. NCBI's taxonomy places the organism in Eukaryota, Metazoa, Chordata, Mammalia, Carnivora, Mustelidae. The transcript has 9 exons. Gene Ontology annotation, molecular function: protein binding. The record is from RefSeq and is a predicted model, not a curated record.
AUGAACAGCGGGGCCCCAGGGCCGCUGACCGUGGGGAGAGUGAAAUUCUUCAGCCGGCACCGUGGGGAGGUCAACUCCUCCGCCUUCUCUCCGGAUGGCCAGAGGCUGCUGACAGCAUCUGAGGAUGGCUGUGUGUAUGGCUGGGAGACCCAGAGCGGGCAGCUGCUGUGGAGGCUGAGUGGCCAUGCAGGUCCCGUGAAGUUUUGCCGCUUCUCCCCUGAUGGCCGCCUUUUUGCCACUACCUCCUGUGACUGUACCAUCCGCCUGUGGGAUGCAGCAGAAGCUAAGUGUCUGCAUGUCCUAAAGGGUCACCAGCGGAGUGUGGAGACGGUCAGCUUCAGCCCUGACUCAAAGCAGCUGGCGUCGGGCGGCUGGGACAAGCGGGUGAUGCUCUGGGAAGUGCAGUCCGGCCAGAUGCUGCGCCACUUGGGAGGGCACCAAGACGCCAUCCAGAGCAGUGACUUCGCACCCAGCUCAGACUUCCUGGCCACUGGCUCCUGGGACUCCACUAUUUGCAUCUGGGACCUGCGGAUGGAGACCCCCGUGAUCUCCCCCCACGAGCUGGAGGGCCACAGUGGUAACAUCAGCUGCCUGUGCUACUCGGCAUCUGGCCUCCUGGCUUCUGGCUCCUGGGAUAAGACUAUCCACAUCUGGAAGCCCUCCACCAGAAGCCUGCUUGUUCAGCUCAAGGGCCAUGUUACCUGGGUGAAGAGCAUAGCUUUCUCCCCUGAUGAGUCACAGCUGGCCAGCGCUGGCUACUCCCAUAUGGUCAAAGUCUGGGACUGCAACACAGGAAAAUGCAUUGAAACCCUGAAGGGAGUCCUGGAUGUGGCCCAUGCUUGCGCCUUCACCCCAGAUGGGAAACUCUUAGUGUCUGGAGCUGCUCACUAAGCAAGAUGCCAAGUGCACUGCUCUAUCAAA